Molecule: messenger RNA, 2420 nt
Organism: Chironomus riparius
Lineage: Eukaryota; Metazoa; Arthropoda; Insecta; Diptera; Chironomidae
Source: the annotation of a GenBank genome assembly
ACAGAAUUUUGAGUAAUAUUUUAAUUUUAACAUAAAUAGAGUAUUUAAAAGCAGGAAGUGUAUUUAAUUGACAUAAGGAACUAGUAAAAAGCAUGAAAUCAAUGGAUUAUCAUUUAUUUGAUGUUAUAUUUGUAAUAGAAAGUACUGCAUCAUGCGGUGUCUACUUAAAUGAGAUGAAAACAAGUUAUAUUCAUCCAGCACUAGAGUAUUUUUCAUCAGGACUUGAGGAUUCUAAUUUUUAUGGCAUUGUUUUGUAUAAUACAUCUCAAUGUGCACCAAGUAAUACUUGCAAUACAUACGGACCAUUUGGAGCACAGAAGUUCUUGAAAACAAUCGAUUCACUUGAAUUGACAGGAGGAAGAAGUGAAAGUAAUGCUAAUCUCGCUGAGGGUCUUGCAACAGCUCUUGUGUGCUUCCAGGAUUUAGAAAAGCGUCAUGAAAAGGACACACAAAUCCACAAACAUUGCAUUCUUGUCUCCAACAGUCCACCUUAUAGUAUGCCAGUAACGGAAUGUUAUGAAUAUGAAGGCAAGACUGUUGAGCAGUUGGCGACUAUUUUCUCUGAAAAAAACAUUAAUUUAUCGAUUAUUUCACCACGAAAGAUUCCAAUUUUUUACGAGAUUUUCGAAAAGUCUGGCGGUGAUUUAGGAAUUACUGCAAAGAAUUAUAGCAAGGAUCCAAGACAUUUAGUUCUAUUAAAAGGCUUCUCAUUGAAGGAACUGAUUCAUGACAAGCCAGCCGAUAGUCCAGCGAAUCAAAUUCCUAAUCAGCCACAAAAUCCAAUGCAAAAUGUUGUGGCUCCACAAAUUCAACAAGCUCAGCAGCAAAUUCCUCAGUCACAACAAGCUAAUGUUCCUCAACAGACGCAAAUUAUGCAAGGAAAUGAGCAAAUGGUUCAAAUGACCCAAAUGGGAAUAAAUGCACAAGGAAAUGUCCGAGCAAUUAAUCCAAAUAUUAUUCGUGCUAAUAAUCCAAUGGCAAUGCCACCAAAUGCAGGACAAAACUUACCAAAUCAGAAUCCUCAAUUUCCUGGACAGAUGGCAAAUUUUCAGCAGCAACAAGUGCAAAGAGCUCAAAAUCCUCAAAAUACUCCACAACGUCCACAAUGGAUGCAAGCAAAUCAGCCUGCUCAAAAUCGUCCAAAUCAAUUUAUUCCUGCAAACAUGAUGAAUGCAAAUCUCAUGCAGAAUCAAGCACAGCAAAAUUCAGCAUUACUAUCUCAAUUGAAUCAACCGCCGACCAUGAAUCCAAGCACAAUGACUCCUCAACAGCAACAAAAUAUCGUUCGUAUGGCUAUGCAAAAUCCAAAUCAAAUGAAUAAUCCAAUGGGCAAUCAAGUAAUGAAUCCAGGUAUGCAAGGUCCACAACAAGGAAAUAUCCCAAUGCAAAAUCAAAAUCCUAUUCAACAAAUGCCACAACAAGGAAAUAUCAUGCAAAAUGCUCAAAAUCAAAUUCAGCAGCAGAUGCCACCACAACAACAAGCUAAUAUGAUGCAAAAUAAUCAAAAUUUGAAUCCUCAAAUGGGACAGCAACAAGGACAGCAAGUUGUUACACAACAGAUUCAACAGCGUGAAAGAAUUUGGCGUGGAAUGCUUGAAUGGAAUGAUAAACAGAAUCAACAGAAUCAAAUGAAACAAGUUCCAUGCGAGAUUUUUGCUAGUAUCUCGAAGGACACAAAUGAACUGGAAAUUAGAGGAGAUAAUUGGCCACAAAGAUUAAUUAUGCAACUUAUGCCAAGAAGUGUAAUCUCUAAUGUUGGCGGUCAGUUACUUCGCGACGCUAAAGUUGUAAUUUUCCAAUUUGUUAAUUCGGAACCAUUUGAAUCACUUUCAAAAGUUAUGGCUAGUGGAUUUGCAGGAUGCGUUCAUUUUACUAAUAAUCAACAGACACAAUGUGAUGUUAAAAUACUGAUACUACUUUAUAUGCAGGAUAAGAAGUCAUUUUAUGGUUUCGUUCCAAAUGAUCAAGCUGGAUAUGUCGAAAAGUUAAGGAGAGUAAUUCAGGCAUCGAAAGGCAUUCAAUAUGGACAAAAUCAAGGACCUGUUCCUCAACAGCAGCAACAAGCUCCUAAUCAGCCAAUUCAAGCUCAAGCACAACCACAGCAGAUUCAACAGCAAGGAAUUCCUAGACAAAUAAUGAUGCCUGGAAUGACAGGAAAUCAAAAUGUCGGAAAUGUUGGAAAUAUCGGAAACAUGAUGCAAGGUACUCAAAAUGAUCAACAAAAUAUGAUGUUUAAUCAACAGAUGCAAAUGCAAGGAAAUCAGCAGAGAAUGACACGUCCUAAUAUGAUGCAGAACAAUAAUCUAAGGCAUUUAUUGCAACAGCAGCAGACACAAUUUCGGCCACAACAAAUGGGCGGUCCACAACAGAAUCCUCAAAUGCAUGGAAUGGAUUACGAUAUGAAUUUUCAAAUGAAUUAA